Chlorocebus sabaeus (green monkey) is the source of this 947-nucleotide messenger RNA. The record is from RefSeq and is a predicted model, not a curated record. Lineage: Eukaryota; Metazoa; Chordata; Mammalia; Primates; Cercopithecidae.
CCGGUGGUGCCAGACUUGCCUAGUUCCGUAGUCUUCCCGGACCGGGAAGCCGCCCGGGCCGUUUUGGAGGAGUGUACCUCCUUUAUUCCUGAAGCCCGGGCGGUGCUUGACCUGGUCGACCAGUGCCCAAAACAGGUCCAGAAAGGAAAGUUCCAGGUUGUUGCCAUCGAAGGACUGGAUGCCACGGGUAAAACCACGGUGACCCAGUCAGUUGCAGAUUCGCUUAAGGCUGUCCUCUUAAAGUCACCACCCUCUUGCAUUGGCCAGUGGAGGAAAAUCUUUGAUGAUGAACCAACUAUCAUUAGAAGAGCUUUUUAUUCGUUGGGCAAUUAUAUUGUAGCCUCUGAAAUAGCUAAAGAAUCUGCCAAAUCUCCUGUGAUUGUAGACAGGUACUGGCACAGCACUGCCACCUAUGCCAUAGCCACCGAGGUGAGUGGGGGUCUCCAGCACCUGCCCCCAGCCCAUCAUCCUGUAUACCAGUGGCCAGAGGACCUGCUUAAACCUGACCUCAUCCUGCUGCUCACCGUGAGUCCUGAGGAGAGGUUGCAGAGGCUCCAGGGCCGGGGCAUGGAGAAGACCAGGGAAGAAGCAGAACUUGAGGCCAACAGUGUAUUUCGUCAAAAGGUAGAAAUGUCCUACCAGCGGAUGGAGAAUCCUGGUUGCCAUGUGGUUGAUGCCAGCCCCUGCAGAGAAAAGGUCCUGCAGACGGUAUUAAGCCUAAUCCAAACUAGUUUUAAUGAACUGUAGUUACUCUGGCCAGGUGCCAUGUCUAACUAGAUUAGAUGUUGUUUGAAACAUCUACAUCCACCAUUUGUUACGCAGUGUUCCCAAAUUUCUGUUGUACAAGCAUGUUGUGUGGCAGAAAAUUGGAGACCAGGCAUCUUAAUUUUACUUCAGCCAUCAUACCCUCUUCUGACUGAUGGACCUGUCAUCACAAAGGACCCUCU